Molecule: messenger RNA, 7432 nt
Organism: Morone saxatilis (striped sea-bass)
Lineage: Eukaryota; Metazoa; Chordata; Actinopteri; Moronidae
Gene: ncoa6
Product: nuclear receptor coactivator 6
Exons: 18
Coding region: 60-7109 (2349 amino acids)
Biological process (GO): positive regulation of transcription by RNA polymerase II
Cellular component (GO): transcription regulator complex; nucleus; histone methyltransferase complex
Source: RefSeq, a predicted model, not a curated record
UUCAGAGUGAAUAUAUGAGCAUAAAACGGUUCAAACGCCACUCCUAGUUAGAGGGGAGGAUGGCGCAUCGACGUACCCCACCUGAGCUGUCCCAGAGGACAGAGUACCUGGAACCUGAUAAUGAUUCCGACAGGGACUCUGGUGUUGGGGAUGAUGCAGGGGAGGAUGCUGACAGUUGCCAUGGAAGCACGGUAACAGAAGAGGAGAAGGUCAACACGCAAGAUGGCAGCGAAGAAAACAUUGGAGAGGGGGAAGAUUUUACAGUUUUUGUUGCCUUUCAAGGGAAUAUGGAGGAUGAAGAUUUCACACAAAAACUUGACUCUAUCCUCAGUGGGAUACCAGACAUGCUCGAUAUGGGCUCUGAGAGGCUCCAGCCACAGCAUGUGGAGCCGUGGAACAGUGUGCGAGUUACCUUCAACAUUCCUCGGGAUGCUGCUGAGCGACUCCGACUGCUGGCCCAGAACAACCAGCAGCAGCUCAGAGACCUGGGGAUUCUCUCUGUGCAGAUAGAAGGGGAAGGGGCCAUCAAUGUGGCUGUGGGACCAAAUAGAGGACAAGAAGUCAGAGUGAAUGGACCAAUUGGAGCACCUGGCCAGAUGAGAAUGGAUGUUGGCUUUCCAGGUCAGCCUGGUCCAGGAGGGGUAAGGAUGGCUAACCCAUCGAUGGUUCCCCCUGGCCCUGGCAUGGCAGGUCAAGCUAUGGUACCAGGCAGCAGUGGACAGAUGCAUCCUCGUGUUCCAAGACCAUCUUCACAGACAGGUUCAGAUGUGAUGGAGCCAAUGAUGCCAGGUAUGUCGGUUCAGCAGCAACAGCAACUUCAGCACCAACAGGCUGGUCCCCAUGGCCCUGGCCCAAUGCCUCCUCAGGCUGCCCAUCACAUGCAGGCCCUGCAAGCCGGGAGACCGCUCAACCCCGGUGCACUGCAGCAGUUACAGCAUCACCAACAGCAACAGGCCCAACAGCAAGCUCAGCUCUCCCAGCUUGGACCUAGACCUCCAUUUAACCCAUCAGGCCAGAUGGCUGCGCCUCCUGGAUGGAACCAGUUGCCCCCUGGGGUGCUUCAGCCACCAGCCGCCCAAGGAGGCCCUGCCUGGAGAAAGCCCCCACCCCAAGCCCAAAUGGUUCAACGUCCACCCUCACUUGCAACAGUUCAGACUCCCAGCCACCCUCCACCCCCUUACCCAUUCGGCAGCCAGCAGGCUGGGCAGGUAUUCAAUGCCAUGGGACAGGGACAGUUACAGCAACAACAGCAGACAGGAGUGGGUCAGUUUGCCGCCCCCCAGCCUAAAGGCCCACAAGCUGGCCCUGGUGGUGUCGUGGGACCGCCCAGACCUCCUCCACCCCUUCCACCAACUUCUGGGCCACAGGGCAACCUCACUGCCAAGUCGCCUGGUUCCUCCUCGUCUCCUUUUCAGCAGGGUUCACCAGGGACUCCUCCCAUGAUGGCUCAGAGACCUACAACUCCACAGGGUUUUCCCCAGGGAGUUGGAUCACCAGGAAGAGCAGCCCUCGGCCAACAGGGUAACAUGCAACAAGGAUUUAUGGGAAUGCCCCAGCAUGGACAGCCUGGGGCCCAAGUUCACCCAGGCAUGCAGAAGCGUCCCAUGGGCUUUCCAACCCAAAACUUUGUCCAAGGUCAGGUGAGUGCCAGCACUCCAGGAACCCCUGGUGGAGGACCCAGUCAGCAGCUACAGAGCAGUCAAGCGAUGACUCACACAGGAGCUCAGCCAUCAGCCUCCACACCAAACUCAAUGCAGGGUCCACCUCAUGUCCAACCCAACAUUAUGGGUGUGCAAAGUAGCAUGGCAGGUCCACCCCCUGGUACAACUGCUGGGCCUAGUAUGGGGCAGCAACAGCCUGGUCUCCAGACCCAGAUGAUGGGCCUCCAGCAUCAGGUCCAGCCCGUGUCCUCCUCCCCCAGCCAGAAGGUUCAAGGCCAGGGUGGAGGUCAAACUGUCCUCUCAAGGCCCCUUAGUCAAGGGCAGAGGGGAGGGAUGACCCCACCCAAGCAGAUGAUGCCUCAGCAAGGCCAGGGGGUGAUGCAUGGGCAGGGUCAGAUGGUUGGAGGCCAAGGGCACCAGGCCAUGCUCAUGCAGCAGCAACAGCAACAACAGCAGCAAAACUCCAUGAUGGAACAAAUGGUUAACAAGCAGGCAUUUGGAGGCAAGAUUCCAGCUGGGGUCAUGCCUGGCCAGAUGAUGCGUGGCCCUUCUCCAAACGUUCAAGGUAACAUGGCUCAGUUCCAGGGCCAGGUUGGCCCACAGCAGAUGACUCCACAACAGCAACAACAAAUGGCUCAACUCCAACAGCAGCAGUUACAACAGCAGCAGCAGCACCAGUUGCAACAGCAACAGCUGCAGCAGCAGCAGCAGCAACAACAACACCAGCAGAUGAACCAGCAACAGCCCCAACAGGUUCCUAUUGCUGGCAAUCCUAAUCAAGCUAUGGGCAUGCAUGGGCAACAGAUGAGGCUCCCUGCUGGUCAUCCACUUGUCCAACAGCAGUUGCAACAGUUGCAGCAGCAGCAGCAGAAACAACAGCAACAGCAACAGGCCAUGUUGCAACAGCAACAACAACAACAACAGGCAGCUCAACAACACCCACAUCCUUUGGGAGAUCCUAAUAGUGGGACAGGGGACUUGGGGGUUCAACAGAUGGUCCCUGAUAUGCAGGCGCAGCAGCAAGGCAUGAUGGGGGGCCCUCAGCACAUGCAGAUGGGAAAUGGCCAUUUUGCAGGUCAUGGCAUGAACUUUAACUCACAGUUCCAAGGUCAGAUGCCAAUGGGGGGACCCUGUGGACAGCCUGGUGGCUUCCCUGUCAGCAAGGAUGUAACACUGACUAGCCCACUGUUGGUUAACCUGCUGCAGAGUGAUAUCUCCGCCAGCCAGUUUGGGCCAGGAGGAAAACAGGGAGCAGGUGGGGGCAAUCAGGCCAAACCCAAAAAGAAGAAACCUGCACGGAAGAAGAAACCCAAAGAGGGAGAGGGACAACAACAAGUAGAGGGACUUGGUGGUCUUGAUGCAGCUGCUGGCAUGGAGGAUUCCGAACUCCCAAACCUCGGUAGUGAACAGAGUUUGGGUUUAGACAACUCUGGCCCAAAACUCCCUGAUUUUGCCAACAGGCCUCCAGGCUUUCCUGGCCAACCUGGAGACCAGAGAGUGUUGCAGCAAGUACCCAUGCAGUUUAUGCAACAGCAGCAGCAACAGCAGCAACAGCAGCAGCAGCAACAACAACAGCAAAUACAGCAACAACAACAGCAAAUACAGCAACAACAGCAAAUACAGCAACAACAGCAAAUACAGCAACAACAGCAAAUACAGCAGCAACAGUUACAACAACAACAGCAGCAGUUGCAACAGAUACAGGGUCUCCAGAAUGCUCAAGGGCAGCAGGGGAUGACUGGGCCACAGACUGCGGGUCAAGGCCAGCCCCAAAUGCACCCUCAUCAGCUGCAGCAACAACAGCAGCAGCAGCAGCAGCAAACUCAACAGCCACACCUGCAACAGCAGCAACAACAGCAGAUGAUAAUGAUGCUGAAAAUGCAGGAGCAGGCAAAGAAUCGAAUGUCCAUCCCUCCAGGGGGCCAGCUACCUCCUCGGGGAAUGGGCAAUCCACCUGAGGUGCAGAGGCUUCCUGUAUCACAGCAAGGCAAUAUGCCUGUAAUGAUCAGCCUUCAAGGACAUGGGGGAGUACCGCCAUCACCUGACAAAGCCAGAGGGAUGCCCCUGAUGGUGAACCCACAGCUUGCAGGCGCUGCACGAAGAAUGUCCCACCCUGAAGUGGGGCAAGGUCCCCAAGCCACUGGAUCUGAAGACUCCUCUGGAGGGGCCCACUCGAAGCAGGAGAGGCCUGGUGGCCCAGAAAUUGGGGUACAGCCUGGAAAUGGCAACCAACAGAUGAUGGCCAAUCAGGGUUCCAACACUCACAUGAUGAAGCAAGGGCCUGGUCCAUCAUCAAUGCCCCAGCACACUGGAGCCAGUCCCCAGCAACAGUUACCCACUCAGCCUCAACAAGGAGGCCCCAUACCUGGCCUUCAUUUCCCCAAUGUCCCCACAACCUCACAGAGUUCCAGGCCCAAAACCCCCAACAGAGCCAGCCCCAGGCCGUACCACCACCCCCUCACCCCAACUAAUCGUCCACCUAGUACUGAACCCUCCGAAAUCAACCUUUCACCUGAGAGGCUAAAUGCCUCUAUUGCAGGGCUGUUUCCACCCAAAAUCAACAUUCCUCUGCCUCCCAGGCAGCCUAACCUAAACAGGGGGUUUGACCAGCAAGGUCUUAACCCAACAACUCUGAAAGCCAUUGGGCAGGCCCCUCCUAGCCUAACUCUACCAGGCAACAACAACAAUGGCAGUGUGGGUGGAAAUAACACUAACAACAAUCAACAGCCCUUUUCCACUGGUACUGGAGCAGGAGGUGCAGGCACUAAACAGGACAAGCAGUCUGGAGGGCAGAGUAAGCGGGCAAGUCCAAGCAAUAGUCGGAGGUCAAGUCCAGCCUCUAGCCGCAAGUCAGCCACCCCAAGUCCAGGGAGACAAAAGGGGUCAAAGAUGGCAAUCGCCUGCCCUCCCCCCCAGCAGCAGUUGGUCAACCCUCAGGGGCAAACCAUGAUGCUAAACCCUACCUCAGUACCCCCAAGUCCAGUAUCUAUGCCUUCACAAGUGAGUGGUGGCAUGGAGGCACAGCAGACCCAGAGCUCCUUCCAUGGAACACAAGGAAACCCUGUUGAGGGAGUCCGGGAAAGUCAGGGCAUGAUGACAGCAGAGCAGAGACAGAUGCCUCAGCCUCAACCGCUGCAACAGCCUUUGAGGGAGUUAUCAGCUCCUAGAAUGGCAAGUCCUCGUUUCCCAGCACCUCAGCAGCCUAAACCUGACUUAGAAAUGCAGGCUGGCACAGGUGAUAGGCAGCCAGCCCACGCAGCACCUAUGCAGGACUCGGAGGUCUCACCUACUCUCAGGACAGCUCCAACCUCCCUCAACCAGUUACUGGAUAACACGGGUAUCCCAAACAUGCCUCUUAGGCCCAUACAGAGUAAUACUGUUAGGGAUGUCAUGGGAAAGGACAGCCCCAAGUCUGCUUUGGAUCCGGAGAGACCACUCCACAGUAAUUCCCAGAAUACAGAUAUGUCAGCUUCUGCUGCGACUACUGCCACUAUAAAUGAAUCAGAAGCUAAACCCAAACCUGCUGUUUCAAUCCCUACCAGCAGUCCUAAUUUGCAGCCUGCUUCAGUUCCCAGCUUGCACCCUAGCACUAAUGUAAACUCCAAUACUACCCCCAGCCUUAACCAAAGCCCCAUCUCCAGUCUUGGCGCCAAUCCCAGUCCAAAUGUAAACCCAACACCUACUCUCUGCCCCACCCUCAGUACUAACACUAAUGCCACAAUGAGUGUAAGCCCCAACUCAGUCACUUCUGGUCAGAGCAGUCCUGCCUCAACUGUUAGUACCAGUUCUAACUCCAGCUCUGCUCUAAAUCCAGCCAGUUUGGCUCUAAAACCAAGCCCUAGUCCUAAACCUGUGACAAGCGUUCACUCAGUCAUACAGAUCCCUGCCUCUUCUAGCACCAUUUCCCCCAACCAGAUUACAGUGUUUGUGACCUCCAACCCCAUCACCUCUGCCCCUACUCCCCAGGCACCCACAUCUAUGGUUUCCACCAUGGUAGCUGUCCCUAACAAGAACAUUAGACCUCAGGACAUCCGGCAGCAGGCCCCCGUCACCCGACCUCCUCAGUUUAUCACCACCACCCCUGUAUUUAUCAACCCAAUUUUCCAGGUCCCAGGUGCAUCUGUGGCUCCCAAUCCCACAGUGGUAUCACAGGCAGUCACCAUGAUGGGGCCAAUUCAAGUAUCCACUACAAACAUUCAACUUUCUCCUGCCCCAAGCUCCACCCAGUCCUCAGGGGCCACCAUGACUAGCACUCAGCCCGCCAGAAGUGCUGCUGGACAGGUCCAGGUUGCCACUAGUAUGCCCUCAUCGGCACCAAUUGGUACCCUCCCAGCUCCUCAGCAAAUUAAUCCGGGGGUUCUCAAAACAGAAAAUGUAGGUGAUGCAGGUCCUGCUCAGAAAACUAGUCCCCCGGUUCAGCAGCCAUCUCCCCAUCCAAGCCCUGCAGCAUCGUCUCCCUUUCAGCCUCCUCUGGCUUCUCCUCCUCCUUGCUCUAGUCCUGGAGCUGUUAACACAAUCCGAAAGAGCCCUAUGUCUCCACCUCCAGCUGCCCAGGUGAAAAGUAAACCUGCACAGGCCGCUCCAGUUGUUGCUGGUACAGCUGACUCUCAGCAGAGUCCUGUAGAAAGGCCUGCACAGGGGCCCACUGGGGCUGUGCCACCACAGGUUUUUCAUCCUCCCGCUAGUCCUGCCAUUCAGAGUGAAGCAUUAGCUCCCCAUACUACUGCUGCUGCUCAAAACAACAUUACUCUGCCUGCAGUCUCCUCUCCAGUCCCAGUGCCUGGCCAAGUUGCUGUUCCUACUCAGAUUGUUACCCAGGCUCCAGUGUCUGCACCAGCUUCAGUCUCAAGCCCAGCCCAGCCUGUAACUUCUCAAGCUCCUAUUGUCACGGUAGUUGGUACUACCACAGGUGUCACUUCUGCUACCUUGCUCUCUACGGUUGCUCCUGUACAAAGUCCUGUAUCGUCCAUUGUUCCAAUUGUUGCUGGAUCUGGGCCUGUUCAGGAGGUUCCCUCCACCACGUCCUCUCCAGUUGCUAACCCCAGCGGAGUUCCGCCUGCUCAGUCUGACCCCCCGCCUAUGGAGCCCUCUGUGCCACCAGCGGCAGCACCUGCUGAAACCACUCAGACCACCCCAGUACCUAUUCAACAAGAAGUCCCACAGUCCCAGGAACCUGUUGCCAGUGAGAAGACCGGUGAAGAGGUCUCGACAGGUUCUGAGCAGGGAUGGGCAAAGAAAAGAAAGACGCCCAUCAACUUAGUCCCAAGAGCUGCUGUGGAGAAGCCCAAGGGACCGAGCAGACGCAGCUCCCGGGCAGAGAAGGAGGUGGAGGAGGAGCCAGUAGCGGACAGUGGCAUUAGGAAGAGAUCAGCCAGGCCUGGAACCAGUGCUGCUGUAAAAGAAACUGGAGCAAGCCCCACCCAGGCCAAACGAAGGAAGUCUAAAUAGCCUGUGAACUGUACUGUAAAUGUUUUUGUUUCCCCGCUGUGAAUCAGUUGAUCUAUCGGUUUCUCUGUCCCAGAUUAUGAAUUUUCACUGGAGGAAGAAACCAAUGUACAGAUUGUUUAAAAAGAAUUAUGCUAUUGUUUUGUCCAUGCUAUUAUGUGAGAUUGUAGUUAGAAUGUGUGCAUACAAGUAUGUGUUUGUGUGAAUGUGCUUUUUAUAUUAAAUGCUGGAUUAAUCAUGUGAAGACUGAUAAUGGAGCUUGUCAUGAUUGUAUAAUUAUGUUGUAAAACUGAAUUAAAUUUUCUACUGCUUUUUGGUCUGUGAAA